AUGCUUGACCAUGACCCCCGUCAUCUGCGGCCCGAGUCACGCGUUGAGAUGGAUCAACGCAUUGAUAGUCUGUCAAAGUCUAUCAUUCGGAAGCGAACACCGGGCAAUAUCAUUGGCCGACUACAUCCUACUGAGGUUCAGCGAAGGAUAUCCGACUGUUCGACGCUAUACGCCGAGAAGGUGUGCUCUUUACUGGAUAACUUUACGAUAGCAAGCGUGUUGGAUCUUGAAGACAUACAACGACACUCUUGGUUGGCUGAGUCUCACGAGCUUCCAAUUACCGACAUUGGCGCCGUCGGGAUUUCUCCCACACCGGGCUUUGCGGUACCAGGUGAUAUCCUGACUGCCCAUACCUUGGACUGUGCUGAACUUCCAGCAUCCGGGCAUGGUAGUGGGACUUGCUGGUGCGCAAUCGUAGCGGAAACGACAAGAGAAGAAGACUCAUGGCUGACACCAACCGGGGAGAUACGAGACAAAGUUAGCGACCUGGUCCGAAAUCCAUCACCGGAGGUAUGCCAGCUGCAUGACCCCUUUGGCAACACUUUGCUUCACUUGUUUUCUGCCACAAGUGGCUGUCAAGCGCAGUUGUUUCGGGUCGUACCAUAUGCCGGUAAUGCCUUGGGCCUUACCAACACUGCCAACCAGACAUUUCUUCAUGUUUUGAGCCCCGAAUGGUUUACCAACGUUCCGAGCGCCUUGUCGUCUCUGCGAAGACUUCUUGACGUCAUCCGUCCCUCUCAUCCCGACAUUUUUCACGUCACCGAUGUCUAUGGCCGCACCUUCUUUCACCGGGCGGCAUCCUUGAGAGCAGACCGGGAGGUUUUGACCGAUAUCCUAGCAUACUGCAAUAUUGCCAUUCCACUAUCUCGAGAUGCAUUCGGCUUUGAUCCAGUCGCCAAUGUCCAGCCGAACCCGACUGUUCCACAACCUGAAAGUACCAACCACGGUAGCCCCAUCUCCUACACCCCUCAUCACCUCCCCAUCGGCUCGAACAUGCCGUCCAGAGUCCCCUCCCCCAGCGUCAGCGUUUCUGGUAUCCCCUCUCGAGCAUACGAAGGGCCCUUUCUAGCCUACCAUGCCCGAUUAAUCCAAAUCAUUCACUCGGCCUAUCCCAACCCUCUUGUCGAGGACUCCGAAGGUCGUAACGGCUUGCACUGUCUGGCAGAAGCCAUCAUCAACCAACAAAUCAUGGACAAACAACGUUCCGCCCUAUCAACCACCUCCAUGACAGAGCACGAAAACGCCCUUCCGUCUCGCCUCCGCCACUUACGCUCCCUCCUUGAUCCUUCCCCUGAAGAUAGCGCCGUAGGCGUAAACCCAAACGCGUAUGACAAAUCUGGCUGCACUCCCCUUAUGGCCUUCAUCCAGCAUAAUGCUGAUCACGAAGACGAUAAAUCUCGCACUCUCCAAAGCAUCCUCGAAACACUUACUAAAGGUGGAGCGAGCAUUGAAGCGAGAAAUAGAAGGGGAGAAACGCCCUUAUUGAUAGCGGCGAGGCUGGGAAGGAAGACUGCCCUAAGCGUACUGUUGGAGCAGGGAGCCAACAUGCGAGCGAAAGACAGGUGGGGUAGGGGGGUUUUGGAGAUUCUGGACUGA
Messenger RNA from Neurospora crassa OR74A, 1596 nucleotides. RefSeq lists its product as hypothetical. The transcript is spliced from 2 exons. Gene Ontology annotation, cellular component: cytoplasm; nucleus. The coding region runs from base 1 to 1596 and encodes 531 amino acids. Lineage: Eukaryota; Fungi; Ascomycota; Sordariomycetes; Sordariales; Sordariaceae. Gene Ontology annotation, molecular function: protein binding. The record is from RefSeq and is a predicted model, not a curated record.